This is a messenger RNA of Spodoptera exigua (beet armyworm), 5673 nucleotides long. Lineage: Eukaryota; Metazoa; Arthropoda; Insecta; Lepidoptera; Noctuidae. The record is from the annotation of a GenBank genome assembly.
AACGAACUAUAUGUAUUUUCAUAUUUUGAAGUGCGCUCCAUGUUUGUGAUUUUAUUCAUUAAAUCCUAUUCUAAUUAAAAUCUGUUGUUAUUAUACAGACAGACAAGUAACAAUAAAAUUUAACUAAUUGAUUUUAAAAUACUUGAAUGCAGGUAUUUUUGAGGAUUAUAAUAAAUAAUUAAAGGUGUAACACAUAAAACAACGAGACAAGGUGCAAUACCUGAUCAAAGUUUACAAAAAUGGAACAAGAUCAACGACAUGAUGUAAUAGAUCUGACUAAUUUGACUGACUCUUUCUCGCACCCAUCGAGUAACCAACAACAAGCUUCAAGUAAUGCAGAUGUGAUUGAAUUAGAUAGGGAUUCGGAUGACUCGAUAUUUGAUAGAGAUCUUUCCUCCGACGGCGAAUAUGUAGAACAGGAAAUAUCAAUGGAAGAAAUGAUCAAUCUAGAUAUUUAUAAAAAUCCAAAGCAGAGAGUGGCAAAACUAAAAGCAACUAUAAAAAGAAAGUUUAGAGAGUAUGACCAAAGAAUGGAAAGAUUAGAAAAGCUAAAGCGAGAACAGAUUAAGCAAAAAGAAGAAAAGGAAAAGGAGAGACUAAAAAAAAUAAAACAAACUGUAAGGGAAAAAUGUCGUGCAAUGAGAAAAAAGAGGGACAAAUGUGCAGUGUGUAAUAGUAUACCAAAAGAAACUACAUUUGGUACUUGUCCUAUCUGUUUGGAUGAGUUAGGGGACGAACCAAUGGCUUCAACAAUAUGUGGGCAUGUGUUUUGCAUAGAUUGUAUACAUAAAUAUCUUAAGCAUGAACCAAAAUGCCCCACUUGCAGAAAAGAUUUAAAAGGAUCUAAAGUUUACCAUCCACUCUAUUUAAGCCAAGGAACAUAAAGACAGUAUUAUUAUCUUAGAUCUUAAGAAAUCUGAUACAGAAUUAAAUAUUGGUUGUUUUAAUUUGCAGAAGAUUGAUCAAUAUAACAGAACAAAAUGAUAAGUGCUAUGCAACCAUUGUUUAUUGUGUCCUAAAAAAUCAAUUCAUGAGUUUAUUUACUCAUGAUCAUACUACUAGGUGGAAUUAAAAAAUAAAUUUAUCGUUUUUUUUUUGUAACAAAUACAACACUGUAGGCUUUCAAUAUGACUUGUAAGUAAUUCUGUAGAUCAAAGCGUUUAAAACAACCAAUACAUAAAGCCUGAGAAAAAGUUAUUUUUUGCCAGUGCAGUAUUAGUUAUGCAUUUAUUAAAAAACAUUGUUAGAUAUAACUGAAAACACAAGUCUCGGUACAGGUCUUGAUGAUCUUAAAUCGUAAUUGUAGGGUAGAUGAGUAAAUACUGCAUAGUCGAAAUGUAAAAUUUAGUCAUUAUUUAAUGUAAAGUACAGUCCAUACCAUUUUUCCGAUUCGGCGAUGCAGAAUGCAGUAUUUAUUUUCCCAUUAUGACUUACAAUUUAAUUCCCUCGUUUGCGCGGGGUUUAAUUAUUUAAUCAUUGAUACUUUUGAGUAACUAAAAGGCGAAAUUAUACAUUUCGCCUUUCAGUAAUUGUUUUUUUUUUUCUUUAGCAUUUUUUUAUUAUAUUAAGUUAAAUCUCAAAUAGGUAAUAUUGACUGGUAAUAUGGUAUUGAGUCGAAGUUUUCUAGUCUCUCUUUAUAGUCUUUAGGUAUUUAUAGCGCCUAUACAAUUGACCUGCCUAAACCUAGAGAUAAUUUUGACCAGUAAUAUUUCUGUUAUUUAUAAUUUUACAUAUGAAUGACAAUAAAAACUGGAAUGUAUAAAUUUGCCAACAAAGUAACAAACAACAGAUAUGGUUCUACUGUACUAAAAAAUAUGGAAGUUUUUUUCUUAACAUGCCUAGGUAUUCUAUUUAAUCAAUUAAAUUUACUAAAGAUGAGACAGUUACAAAAAUAGAGGCACACAUGUGAAAUGUGUUUCAGUUUUAUCUCUGUAGUCAUUCAUGUAAAAAUACAUUAACAUCUAUUAUUUCUUCAAAAUUAUAUUUGACUUGAUGGCAAAGCCAUUGAAUUGUUUGAAUUUGAUUCGUAGAUGUCGUAAUUUUGUUUGAUUGUGAUAAAUGUUAUAGUGGUACUACUGCUGAAUGUUGUAAUUAAGGAUUACAAUGUAAUUAGUUUAAAGGAUUCCAUUUUGUCCAGUUCCAGUUCACAUUUCCAUUGUCUAUGUUCAGGGUCUAUGAUGAAUGAAAAAAUCAUUAGAAUUGACUUAUUUUGACACUAAGAAUCAUUAAAAUUCUUAGAAUUUAUGUUUUGUAACUAUAUCCGAGAAUACUCAUAAUGUAGGUAAUUUAAAAUAUUUAUCUAGUGUAAGUGGAUGCAUACUGUAUUAUAUAAUUAUUUAAUAGUGUUCGUAUGUAAGAAGAACCAACAAUGGGUCAAUUCCGGUCUGGGUGUGAUGUGUAUUUUUGUAAACGAAACCAUGACACAGAAGAAAAUACUAGUGUAGGAUUAUAAUAUUACUUUAAAAAAAAAUUAAUUUUAUACCAAAAUUUCCCGUGGAAGAGAAAGGCGCGGUGAGAAUGGUGCAUAUAGCUCUGCUGAUCUCCAUGACAAUGGAAUGUCCAUAUAAUUAGUUUAGUUUGAAUAUGUCAAAAUAAUUAUCAAAGGAAAGAAUAUAUUGAAAAGUUGUGCUUUGGUGUUGCCAACGGGCAAUUUAGAUUUUGCUAGAUUCAAUGAUUUAAUUAUAAGUACCUAUUUAUUCCUUGUAAGGUUUAUUAUUAAUUUGUACCUUUUUAUAUGUAUACCAAUGGUACCGUUGCCUUAAGACAGUGCUAACCGUAACAGUACUUUUAAGGUGGAUUUAGUGGUAGAGGUCACUCUCUUUCUGAGUAGUUAGUAGGUAUUUUAGGUAUCAGAUUGUGUGAAUUUCACGACAUCUUCGUAAUAUGCACAAACUUAUUCACUUACAAUAUUAAAUAUUAUGUUUCCAUACAUUGUAAAAUAGACCUCAAGAUUUUCUUUGCAUUCAUUCAUAGGUAAUCAUAGAAAUUAAUAAAGACUGAUUGCAGCUGAAUAACUUUUAUUCAUUUUGUACAAGAUUCUUAAAAUUCAAAUAGAGAUAACGGUAAUUACAAACCUAAUCAGUCAUGGUACACGGGACGAAAUUGCUUAUAAGUAGUCACACAAGAAUAGCUUAUUCCUAUCAGUUAAUUGAUUACCGGCGACUAUAUUCAUUGUUGGUUGCACUAGGUAAAAUUUAAACCUGCGAUUAUUGUCUUUUGCGCCUUUAUUGAAUACAACAGAUAAUUAUAUAUGAAACACACACAUAUCUUGCGUAGAGCCUUUUGUCAACACCAUUAUAUAAGUUGGCUAGCUAGCUUUAUGCCAAACUACAGGCGGACCAUUCAUAUAACAAAAAAAUAUUGAAUAUCGAAUCUCAAUCCAAUUAGUCUAUACCUACAGAAUUUGUACCGCAGUCAAAUUAUAAUAUAGGCCCUGCCUCUAUAAUACUAUUCAAUAAUUACAUAAAACAGAUUUUUUAAAUACUUAGUAAAAGUAACAACAUUACAACUUAGUCUCUAUAUUUAAAAUAACGUAGUCGUUCACUUAUUUUAUUUUAUAACAAAAACCUAUUCUUGUAAUUGUGUUAGUGAGAUAAAACUAAGGAUAUAUAACAUAAAAUACUAAAUAAUAACGAGUCUGCACUGCAGAUGGUGGAGUUUCUUUUUUAACUUAUUUGUUUAACUACGUUUCAAGACUUGCCUCAUUUGCUUUGAUUGUUUUUCAUCAGAAAAGCCAUACCAUGAACUCUAAAAUGCUUAGCUAAAUCUUCUGGCUCCUUAAAGUCUUCUCUACAAAUAUUACACUGAUUUUCCCGAAGAGGUUCAUUAGAAAUAAUAUCGCUACUUUGAUAUUUUAUCAAAGCAUUUUCAUUGUAACACUGGUUUUCUUUUAUAUACUUUUCAAUAUCUAAGAUAUUAUGUUCCAACAACAAGUGCUUGGAAAAUGAAGGCUUGACAACAAAACUUUGUCCGCAUUCCAUACAUUGAUAUGCCAUGCACGAGUCUCUAUGUGUUAUCAAAUGUUUUUCAAAUAAUUGUUUAUGCUCAAAGUUAUUUCCGCAGAUUUUGCAGAUGUAACAUAAAGAAACAGGAGGUGUGUCACAUGUUAUGGUUUCGUCAUGCGGUUUUUUAUUCGGUUCAUAACAAUUAUUGAGUUCAAGAGGAUCUCUUAUAAUUUUAAUACGUUGGCGUUUCCCUUUUCUUUUAGAUACUUUAUUAUCAAUCGUUUUUCUAAUUUUACCUUUGCGUAAAACGUUAGUGGUUUGAGCACCAUAUUUAUUUACAUCUAUUCUGGUGAGUACAAUUUUGGCAUUCAAACAUUUUUCUGUUUUAUGCAGUGCAGCGUAAUGCUUUUUUAUCUCAUUCGGAUUAUCUGUAAUAUGCUCAUAACACAAAUGACAUUUGACACUGUCACUCUUUUUGUUUUGAGAAGUUGUAUCUGAAGUAUCAUCCAAUUCAGUAGAACAUUCAAAUGUGGAAGUACAUUUGUAAGGGCAUUCGCUGGGCAGACUAUGUAUUUCGCUAUAUUGACAUCUAUAGGUGAAACUUCUUUGACAUUGAUCACACCUUUUUACGACACGGUAUACUCUUUUUAGCUUACCAGUAUCUUUUAAAGACUCAAUUUCCGACAUUAAAUUUUUAACUGCAUUUUGUAUUAUGAUAUUUUUGUUGUGUUUUUCUAGGAAAUGCAGCAGUAGAACGGAUACUUCUCUAAAGAUGGAACCACAAGACCAACACGGAUAGAAGACAAAAAUUUUGUGACUUUUUAUGUGAGUCUCUAUAUGACUCUGCAAGACAAAUUUUCCAGGACAUAACUCGCACUUGUAGAAUAUGAGGGGCUUUAUAUUAUCAACCUUAUGAGUCUUGAAAUGGCUUUGCAUACUCACUUCACUGAAACAAGCAACAACGCAGAAGGGGCACUUGAAAACUUUUUUCAUGUGAAUAGUUUUCAUGUGUUCUCUUAAAUCGUUAGGAUGGAAACAGAUGCGACAAUUAGCUGCACCACAUUUUAGUCUUGCGGUUGCUCUCAUCAUUUUAAAACCCUCACAAUCGUGGUUGUAAGGAUAAUUAAUAUUUUUGUUGCCUAGGGCUGAACCACAUUCAGGGCAGAAAUAAAGGGGGCAUUUUAAAUGUAAACGUAAAUGUGCUUUAAGAGCACAAGUGGUUGGCAGAGCAAACAAACAUACAGGGCAUGAAAAAACUUCGUUAGAAAACUGCAUAUAGUGACUUGCCCGAUCUUUAGGAGCAGAAGCUUGUGAAUUAGAUAAGUUUUCUUUACAUUCUAAACAAAUCACUUGGUUAUGCGCAUUCUCUAGGUUUGGUUUUUUUGUUCCACUCUCUCCAGUUAUUAUACAAUCAUCGUUUGGAGGUAUUUGGCCGACUAGUGUUAGUUUGCUGGUUGAUGUUACUUGAUUGGUUGGAAUGAGUUGGUUGCUUUGUGUUGGCUUAUUAGCUGGUACUGCAAUCUUCAUGUUGUAAAGAUUUAACGGUAAGGGUUCAACGUUUAAGUCAGUGACGUUGAUAGUCGCAGUUCUAACAACGUGAGAUCUUAUAUGGAACAGUAAAUUACAUCUGUUAUAAAACGUCAUUGUUUGAUCACAGUGGCGACACACAUAUGUAAUUUUAACAGACUUUCGUGUGACGUGAUCGUGUAAACUGGACUCGAAGAUAAAU